Molecule: messenger RNA, 4085 nt
Organism: Podarcis raffonei (Aeolian wall lizard)
Lineage: Eukaryota; Metazoa; Chordata; Lepidosauria; Squamata; Lacertidae
Gene: CHM
Product: CHM Rab escort protein
Exons: 15
Coding region: 67-2046 (659 amino acids)
Biological process (GO): vesicle-mediated transport; protein geranylgeranylation; intracellular protein transport
Cellular component (GO): cytosol; nucleus; Rab-protein geranylgeranyltransferase complex
Molecular function (GO): GDP-dissociation inhibitor activity
Source: RefSeq, a predicted model, not a curated record
GGCACGCAAGCGGGGCGGAGGGGCGGGGCGUUGCCGUAUGACAGCGGCCGCUUUCCCCCUCCCAAGAUGGCGGAUAACCUGCCCUCGGAGUUUGAUGUGGUGGUCAUAGGAACGGGUUUGCCUGAAUCUAUCAUAGCAGCCGCAUGUUCAAGAAGUGGCCAGCGGGUUCUCCACGUGGAUUCAAGACAAUACUAUGGAGGAAACUGGGCAAGUUUUAGUUUCUCUGGAUUAUUGUCUUGGAUAAAAGAGAACCAGAAAACGGCUGACCCCUGUGAGGGAAACACCCGCUGGGAAGAACUGAUCCUUGAAAACGAAGAAGGUAUUCCUCUGAACAAGGCAGACCAAACCAUUCAGCAUGUUGAAGAUUUCUGCUAUGCCAGUCAGGAUCUAGCUGAAGAUGUGGAAGAAGCUGGUGCACUUCCGAAGGUCCCUGCCUCUGUUGCUUCUGCUUCUAGUGAGGUUAUAGAGGAAGUCUCUGGCACCCCAGAGGCUGAGGAAAAGUGCUUUCCUUUGGAGGAUCGGCCAUCAGGGACCAAAGAUGAAGAAACAUUCUCUGACAGUGCUGCAGGAAGUGAACCGGAAUGUACAGCUGACCGCGAAGCUGUUGAAGUGACCUCUCUGGGGGAGAAACCCUGUGACAAUGUAACGCCCGGUCAAUCAGUACAGGAAGUGGAAAAUAACGAAGCUGCAUCAAUAGUGGAAGCUGCAGCUGAACCAAGGAAAAUUACUUAUUCCCAAAUUGUUAAAGAAGGAAGACGAUUUAAUAUUGAUUUAAUUUCUAAGUUACUGUACUCCCGAGGAUUGUUGAUUGACCUCCUAAUUAAGUCAAAUGUUAGUCGCUAUGCUGAGUUCAAAAAUGUCACCCGGAUUCUUGCAUUUCGAGAAGGCAGAGUGGAACAGGUUCCAUGUUCUAGAGCUGAUGUCUUCAACAGCAAACAGUUGACCAUGGUGGAAAAAAGAAUGCUGAUGAAAUUUCUUACAUUUUGUCUGGAUUAUGAGCAGCACCCUGAUGAAUAUCAAGGUCACAAGGACUCUAAAUUCUCAGACUACUUAAAAACCCAGAAGUUGACUCCCAAUCUGCAGCAUUUCAUAUUGCAUUCCAUUGCAAUGGUCUCGGAGGCUGACUGCUACACCAUAGAUGGCCUGAAGGCGACUCAGAAGUUCCUCCAGUGCCUUGGGCGUUACGGAAACACUCCCUUCUUGUUUCCUUUGUAUGGCCAAGGAGAGAUCCCACAGUGCUUUUGCCGGAUGUGUGCAGUAUUUGGCGGUGUCUAUUGUCUCCGCCAUCCUGUGCAGUGCCUUGUGGUGGACAAAGAAACUAGAAGGUGCAAGGCAGUCAUUGAUCAUUUUGGUCAAAGAAUAAGUGCCAGCUAUUUUGUUGUGGAAGAUAGCUACUUUUCAGAGGAAACCUGUGCAAAUGUGUCCUACAGGCAGAUCUCCAGAGCGGUUCUCAUUACUGAUCGGUCGAUUUUGAAGGCAAGCUCAGAUCAGCAGAUUUCCAUUUUGACUGUCCCACCUAUGGAGCCAGGUCAGCCUGCUGUCUGCCUCAUUGAACUAUGUUCUUCAACCAUGACAUGCAUGAAAAAUACAUAUUUGGUGCAUUUAACUUGUUCGUCCAUUAAAACUGCUAAAGAAGAUUUGGAGCCUGUUGUGGGCCAGUUGUUCAGUGAAAGUACAGAAACAGAAAGUGAAGGCGCAGGAGAAGGGCAAAAGCCUCAGAUUCUCUGGUCGGUAUAUUUCAACGUGAGAGACUCCUCUGGUGUAGACAGGACAUCCUAUGCCAAUUUGCCUCCCAACAUCUAUGUUUGUUCUGGGCCAGACAACGCAUUGGGGAAUGACUGUGCUGUCAAACAGGCUGAGGCCAUAUUUCAAGAGAUGUUUCCCAGUGAGGAAUUCUGCCCACCACCCCCAAAUCCAGAAGAUAUCAUCUACGAUGGAGACGGGACUCAGCCAGAAGAUCCUGGGUUUGGUAAUCCAUCUGAGGCCAAUCCAGAGACUUUGCCUGAGAAAAGCACUGAAGAGAGUGAAAGACCCUCUGAAGAGUGAAUGGAUGGCAAGGCCAUGACUGAACUCAUUUCACCAUGGUGUCUGGGGAAGCUUGACCCAGUCCAAAGUGCAACCAACCAACCAGUUUGUCAUACACAAAAUGUAACCCCAGCAAUCCUAGCGGGACUUUACAGAGUUGCUUAAUAGCUUGAUUUGAGUUGGCACAGGAGAGUCUUGUCCAAAGCUAUGUCCUGAAACAUAACUCCAUUCUUGACUCAUUUUUCCUGGAAAUACAGUUUAUCAGUUUGUAAAUAAGGCAUUCCGUCAUUCCACAGAAUUGCAGUUUUGCCAAAGUCAGCAGCAGCACAACAUAUGGAACUCAGUUUGCUCUACAGGAAGUGUGGGGGGAAAUUCCAUUAACUGAAAACAGCUCUUGGGGUAGACUAGUAGGUGCUAGACCAGGAGUAGCCACUGUGGUUCCCUUCAGUUGUUGCAAGACUAUAGUUCCCACCAUCCCUGACCAUUAGCCAUGUUGGUUGGGGCUGAUGGAGCUGGAGCCUGAAGUCUAGAGGGAAACACACUUGCUACUCCUGCACUAGACUGAACAUUCAGUUGUUAGUGAUCUAGCAGAAGCUCACCAAAAGGAAAAGAUCCAAGUGUUUUCUGUUUGUUUGUUUGUUUGUUUGUUUGUUUGUUUGUUUGUUUGACUGGCUGUGCAGAAUAUCACAGAAGUGGUUUUUAAGCUUUUCCGUCAUAUACUCAGUAGAAAUGCAAAAUAAAUACAUCUUUUAAUAGAUUUAUUGGAAAUGGUUGUUUGGUAGCACUUGGGUGCCAGCUCACUGGAUCACUUUCAAGAACUGAGCUGUAUUUCUCACCAUCUAUUUGUUUUUGUUUUUUUCCAAAGACAGCUCAGAUUUACUUGGUUGCUGCUCAGAAGUACUGAGCCAAAAGUAUUGGUUGAAAAGUACUUCUCUGAAGCAGGGCUUGUUUUUGCAAGUGCCCUCUGAGAGACCCCAUAGCCACUAAUAUUCUUUCUUAGUUAUGCUAGAGUGGGAAUGGGAAAUCAGUCACACACAAUAUUGUUGGGCUCCCAACCCUCAUCAGCCCAAGCCAGCAUGGCCAAUCAACUGGGGUGAUGACAGUGGUAGCCCCAACAGCAUCUAGGAGGCCACAUGUUCCUCAUCCUUGAGAUACAGUUGGAAACUGGCCUUUGUAAAUAUAUAAGACAAUCUGUCUGAGAAUCCAAUACAGGAGAAAAGGACAAGAGGUGAUUCUGUGCUGUUGAAUCUAAAAAGCCAACUAAUAAGUCAGAAUUAGUAACCAUUUGCACAGCACUUACAUUAUGCAAAAAUGUUUUACAUUCUUGUUGGUUUUUCCAGUGGUGCUAUCUUGCUAUUCCCAUUUUACAAGUGAGAUCCUGAGGCCCAGGAUGAAGCAACAGAUAUAUUUACAGUUAAUAUUUGUAAGAAGGGACAGGCUGUGGUAGACAAACUCAGGUAGCAGAGCUUAAAUUGGGUCGCGUAAAGCCCAGGUAGCAUUUCAGCUACUGUGUAGCUCACUGCACUGACGUUUUAAAAUUCAGCUCCUUAAUAAAGGCCACAAAUGCCCCUCAUGAUCAAUAUGCAGUUUGGGUGGGAGAUAGCUAGGUCAUUGGUCCGUGAUACAGCCCUUCAGUGCUUGAGCCUAUGUGAUUGCUUUGUGCCACAAAAGUAAGUUUAUUCCAUAAACAUAACAAUUACGUUCAGCACAGUAAAGCAAGAUGCAGCUAUCAAUGACACACAGCCUUUCUGUACAAAAACGGUGGCUCAAAUUCAUUUCAUUCGCUAGGUAGUUCUUGUGGCGUUUGCAAUUAAGCUGUUAUUUAUGCUGGGUAAGAGAGAGAGUCUGCCUAUUUUUCCUUCGCCAUUGCUGUUCCUAUGCAUAAAUCAGAAAGCAUGAAUGUAGCCCAAUUAUAUUUGAACGUUUACAAAUCAAUACGGGAGCCAAAAUGAGGGCUUGCUCCCAAGAGCUUUCAAGAACGAAGUUCCUACAGAAAAUUUCUUUUCUUUUUUUAAUUUGGAAAUGAACUUUAGUAUAAGAAAUUAAAGGUUUGCUUGCAA